CAGGAGCUGUUGUAGCCGGAAAAGCUGAAUUUAGCAGCCAUGAAGAUGACAGGGGAAGACGGAGCUGAGGGCUCCGAAAUAACAAUGGACGAUGUGAAGAACCUUAUUAAAAAGAAAGAUGAAAUUGAAGAGCAGAUAAAGGCUUAUCGCGAUGUCUUAGAAGAUCAAGGUGUCGGAGUUGAGGGUCCCCUUGUUGACGCUGAGGGUUACCCCCGAGCAGAUGUUAAUUUAUACAUGAUCAGGGACGCGAGGCACAGCAUCUCAUGUCUGCAGAAUGACCACAAAGCCAUCAUGGCACAGAUAGAAGAAGCUCUGCACAUGCUGCACGCUCGAGAGAAAGCAAAGAAGGAACGAGAUGAAGCAGCAAGUCAGGAGGAGCCGAUGGAGCAGCAGGUCACCCUGCGUCCUCCGUUUGCUCGAGUAGAUGCUGUCACCGUUGGCUCGCCUGCUUCAGGAGCUGGGCUCAAAGUAGGAGAUGAGGUGAUUGAGUUUGGCUCCGUGAACACAAGCAACUUUCAGAACCUGCAGAAUAUUGCUGCAGUGGUGCAACACAGUGAAGGAAAACCUUUACGGGUCGCCGUGAUCAGAAGUGGCCAAAAAGUUCAGAUGAGCCUGACUCCACAGCGGUGGUCCGGCAGGGGUCUGCUGGGCUGCAACAUCGUUCCAGUCCAGCGAUAAUCCACAGAACCGUUUUGGCAGAUUUAAACCUGGGAAUCUGAUUCUCCAUUUACUUCCCCGGGUGGUUUUUUUUACUCUUUACAGCAGAAGCUGGAUCUAUUUUCAUUUUUCAGUUUCAUAUUUUCUCCAUUCAGUGACUAAGAAAGGAAUAUGUCAAAGCAAAGGGGGUCAAACUGACCCGGCUACUAUGGAAGAACUGGAUAAACCCUUCUGUAAUACAUGGCUUUUGGGUUGAAGCUUUUCUUUCUAUGAGGAGCACGGAAGAUGAUGGGCGAUAUUAUUGCAGACAGGAUGCUUCAAUAAUUCCUGACCUGCGCGUGCAUAUGAUUAUUCUGAUUGAAUAAAAGAUGUUCAUGAAAAUC
This is a messenger RNA of Girardinichthys multiradiatus, 1040 nucleotides long. It is a transcript of the gene psmd9, whose product is annotated as proteasome 26S subunit, non-ATPase 9. The record is from RefSeq and is a predicted model, not a curated record. Gene Ontology annotation, biological process: proteasome regulatory particle assembly. The coding region runs from base 40 to 678 and encodes 212 amino acids. Gene Ontology annotation, cellular component: nucleus; cytoplasm. Lineage: Eukaryota; Metazoa; Chordata; Actinopteri; Cyprinodontiformes; Goodeidae. Gene Ontology annotation, molecular function: protein binding. The transcript has 6 exons.